This is a messenger RNA of Capronia coronata CBS 617.96, 2718 nucleotides long. RefSeq names its product OPT family small oligopeptide transporter. The coding region runs from base 1 to 2718 and encodes 905 amino acids. Gene Ontology annotation, molecular function: oligopeptide transmembrane transporter activity. The record is from RefSeq and is a predicted model, not a curated record. NCBI's taxonomy places the organism in Eukaryota, Fungi, Ascomycota, Eurotiomycetes, Chaetothyriales, Herpotrichiellaceae. The transcript is spliced from 3 exons. Gene Ontology annotation, biological process: transmembrane transport.
AUGUCCCGAAAUCCUCUCUUGCUUAUGCGGUCGUCCCCCGCCCUGGGGACCGGCUCCUAUGGCGCGGUGCCGAUGCUCAACGCCCAGUCUGCAUCCGAAUCGAGCUCUGAAGACGAAGGGGGGGUGAGGAGUCAACGGAGAAGUCACAAGAGCCGUGGGAAGAGAGUACAAUCUGCACAUAAUCUACGAGAUGACAGGGGACAGUCUUCCGAUCCUCGGCGGCGGUAUCGCAGUACAGAAUGGCUGCGCGGUAGGUCAUCGUCUGCUGCCAGCGACAUUGGAAUGGGCCUCGAUGCCAAAACCUCCUUCGCCGUCAAUCCGGCCAUUGCUGAGCACAAGGCCGAGUCGUCCAACGCGAGCACGAGAACAGGCAGCGGUGACGAUGUUGAGCAAGAAUAUACUCCUACGGCGGACGAUCCCCCAGACAAUUCUCCGUACCCCGAGGUUCGAGCUUCCGUCCCGGCGACGGACAAUACCACUUUGUCUAUAAACACGCCUCGCAUGUGGACGCUGUCGUUGCUUUUUGCAAUAGCAGGAUCUGCGACCAAUCUUUUCUUCUCCUUGAGAUACCCCAGUGUUGCCAUCACACCCGUCAUUGCUCUGGUACUGGUUCAGCCAUUGGGCAAACUCUGGGACCUGGUGUUCAAGAGGCAGGGCGACUCAGAAGGCUUGUUUGUCGAUGGUUCGCUCCAGCCUGAGGAGCAACAACCUCCUCGCACGCUGACCGAAAGGCUCCGUUUAUGGUUGGCCCAAGGACAGUGGAACGAGAAGGAGCACGCCUGUGUGUACAUCAGUAGUAAUGUCUCGUUUGGCUUUGCAUUUGCCACCGACGUGAUCGUGGAACAACACAAGUUCUACAAGCAGGCAGUGCCGAUAUUAUAUCAGCUCCUGCUGACCCUUUCGACGCAGAUUCUGGGUUAUGCCUUUGCCGGUCUAACAAGGCGAUAUCUGGUUCGCCCUGCUGCGAUGAUCUGGCCCGGCACCCUCAUGUCAACGGCCAUGUUUACGACAAUGCAUCAGAACGAAAACAAACCGGCCGGUGGAUGGACGAUCACACGGUACCGGUUUUUCAUCUACGUUUGGGCCGCCGCUUUCGUCUGGUACUUCGUUCCUGGACUCCUCGCCCCAGCAUUGAGUUAUUUCAACGUGAUUACCUGGUUUGCGCCAAAAAAUGUUGUCGUCUCCAAUCUGUUCGGAGUCGCUUCAGGAUUGGGGUUGUUUCCCAUGACUUUCGACUGGGCCCAAAUCGCCUAUAUAGGCUCACCAUUGUUGACACCGUGGUGGGCCGCUGCGAAUGUCGUCGGUGGGCUUGUUCUGGUGAUGUGGAUCAUUGCGCCCAUCUUAUACUACAAAAAUGUCCUCUUUUCGGCAUAUCUGCCCAUUCUGUCGUCGGCGGUCUUUGACAACACUGGAAAGCCGUACGAUGUCAGCAAGAUUCUGACACCAGAUUUCUUGUUCGAUAAAGAAGCGUAUGAUGGGUAUUCCAAGGUCUACCUUCCUAUCACCUACGUCCUCUCCUAUGGAGUACAAUUUGCGGCGCUUGCGGCACUGCUGAGUCAUACUACCUGCUGGCAUGGCCGCGAUAUCUGGCGACAGUCUAGGCAGGCUUUCAACGAGAGACAAGAAAAACCUUCCGUUGCCUACGAGGCCCUCCCAACCUCGGAUAACGAUUACGACCUGCACAGAAUCGACAGUUCGACUUUGCGUGCCGGAGGUGACGAUGUCCAUAAUCGCUUGAUGAGGAGGUAUGAAGACGUGCCAAUGUGGUGGUACGCGGGCACUUUUGUCACCAUGUUGGCCGUCGGGAUCUUCGUGGUGGAGUAUUAUCCCGUACAUCUGCCAUGGUAUGGGCUCCUGAUGGCCCUCGGGAUCACGACGGUCCUGUUCAUCCCAGUGGGCAUCGUCAUGGCUAUCACCAACCAGCACAGCAGCCUGUACCUGAUCUGUCAGCUCAUAUGUGGUGUCGUCUUUCCCGGCCGCCCAGUGGCCAAUAUGGUGUUUGUCACCUACUGCUACAUCAGUUCGGCGCAAGGGAUCAAAUUCUCGUCCGAUCUCAAACUGGGGCAUUAUAUGAAAAUCCCUCCGAGGCUGCUGUUCAAAGUGCAGAUGGUCGCCACCGUGGUGUCCAGCUUGGUCCAGAUCGGCGUUCUCAACUGGAUGUUCGACAACAUCCCGGGCAUCUGUACUCCCCAAGCCAUCAAUGGGUUCAAUUGCCCCAUAGCCCGAGUCCACUUUAACGGCAGCAUUCUCUGGGGCGUGGUCGGACCGCAACGGUUUUUCGGCCCGGGAGCAUUAUAUCGACACCUGGUCUGGGCCUUCUUGAUCGGGUUCGUCGCGCCCAUCCUGAUCUGGCUCAUGGCACGUGGUAAAAAGAAGACCAUCUGGAGGAAGGUCAACCUGCCCGUUCUGUUCGGCAGUCUCAGCUGGAUUCCUCCGGCGACGGGGCUCAACUUUUCCAUCUGGGGUGUGGUGUGCUUUGCCUUCAAUCACGUGGUGAAGCGACGCGCAUCGGCGUGGUGGGGCAAAUACACCAUGACCAUGUCGGCGGCCCUGGACUCGGGCCUGGCGUUCUCGCUCGUCGUCGUCUUCUUCGGCUUUGUAUACCCAGGCUGGAUGGACAACUUCAAGUGGUGGGGGACGGAGAUCUACAAGCAAGGCUGCGACUGGCGCGCCUGUCCUUGGAUCAGUCUGAAUCCCGGCGAGAAGUUUGAUCAAUAA